Penicillium canariense is the source of this 1296-nucleotide messenger RNA. RefSeq names its product NAD(+) diphosphatase. The transcript is spliced from 2 exons. The record is from RefSeq and is a predicted model, not a curated record. Gene Ontology annotation, biological process: NADP+ catabolic process; NAD+ catabolic process. The coding region runs from base 1 to 1296 and encodes 431 amino acids. Gene Ontology annotation, molecular function: metal ion binding; NADH pyrophosphatase activity. Gene Ontology annotation, cellular component: cytosol. Lineage: Eukaryota; Fungi; Ascomycota; Eurotiomycetes; Eurotiales; Aspergillaceae.
AUGAGCUCACAGACCCCCACCCCGGCUCAUAUGCUCGCGGAAUCUAUGCUGUCGCGGCGCUUCGGCAAUGAGACGGUGAACUACUUUUCGAGUACGGAUAUGAAGAGGUGGCAGCACGUUUGGAAUAGCACGACUAAUUUUCGCACAGGCUCUCCUAUCAACCGUUUAUCAUUUUUGCGCGGUGAUCACGCAUUUCUUUCCGCGGCCCUGACUCACCCCUCCACCCAGUACCUACUUCUUAACAACCUUGCCCCGCUCACCCGGUCGCCAGCCGAGGUAUACUAUGCGAAAUAUGACGAUGUGCGCAAUCUCGUCCCGCAAAAUACCUUUGAUCAGUCCGAGGAGGAAAUGAUCAAGGGCUUUGAUUCCCGCAACACGCAUGCGACCCUAAUUUUCCUUGGACUGGACGAAAGCCGGAAGGACGGGAGCUUGAUGUAUAAGGCCUACUCGGGUGUUCCAUUCUUCGCGGUUGAUGUAACCCCGAAGGGCUCUGUGGCUCAGCGAGCGGCUGCUCAGGAUAUUAUCAGCGCGAUGGAAGGAAAGGGCUUGUCUUUCUUCCAGACGAGAGUAAUUAGUACAUUUACCGCCGACGAAGCUGCUAUAUAUGCGCAGGCGCGCGCACUAAUGGACUGGAACACCCGCAAUACCUUCUGUGGCACCUGCGGCCACCGCACGCUGUCCGUGAACGCUGGGACGAAGCGGGCUUGUCCCCCCACAGAUGCGGCGCGAACUAGCGAAGGCCAGUCGGAGGAGCGCCCUGAAUGCAACACACGGACGACCCUUUCGAACUUGUCGUUCCCCCGUACCGACCCCACUAUCAUCGUGGCGGUUGUCUCUGCCGAUGGCAAGCGGAUCCUGCUCGGGCGUGGUAAGCGCUUCCCGCCAAAGUGGUACUCGACUUUGGCUGGCUUCAUUGAGCCAGCAGAGUCCAUUGAGGAUGCGGUUCGCCGAGAGGUGUGGGAGGAGGCCGGCGUGACCCUUUCGCGGGUCGUUAUCCACUCCUCGCAACCUUGGCCGUACCCGGCCAAUUUGAUGAUUGGGGCAAUUGCGCAGUGUAGUGCCGCAGCGCAUGAGAAGAUCAGCCUCGAACAUGACCCUGAGCUGGAAGAUGCGCGGUGGUUUGAAAUUGAGGAGGUCGAGGAGGCUCUACGCAUUGGUGCCAGCGACUUGGGCUCCGGUCCUCUUCCUGAGUACAAGGGUGGCUUGAGGUUGCCCCCUGCGACGGCCAUUGCGAACCAGUUGAUUAGCUCCGUUGUGAAUGCGGAUUACUUCCAAGGAGAAAAAUCUAAGAUGUGA